AUGGGAAACACCUUCGGCUCUUCUCCGGCUAAGCAGUGCGUGCUGGAGACGUGGUCGACGAGUUUUACAGAGGGCGACACCGCGGCGCACAGUUUCCAGGUCACGGGCUUCUCUCUGCUGGACGGCAUGGGCGCCGGCAACUUGGUCUCGUCGAGCACGUCCAGAGUCGGUGAUUGCGACUGGGACAUCACGUUCUACCCGGAUGGGUGGAAGGUGGACGGAGGUGCCCACGCCUCGGCCUUCUUGCGUCUCUGCAAAGGAGAACCAGGGGUGCAGACCAACUACACCCUGAGUUUAUUGGGCAAGGACGGCCAAGUGUUUGAGCAAGUGAACCUAGAGCAUAUCUUCAAAUCCACAGGUACCUUUUGGGGGUAUGAGCGCUUUGUCAAGAAGUCCAAGCUGCAACGGUUGGUCUCCCGCAACGACGACUGUGUGACGAUCAGGUGUGUUUUGACUGUCAUGAGGAAUCAUCGCACGGAAGAGGUGCGUGCCUUCAUCAUCCCAACCCCACCGUCAAAUCUGCACAAAGAUUUUGAAAGGAUGUUGAAGGACGAGGAAGGCGUGGAUGUCACCUUCAUCGUGGGUGACAAAUCGUUCCGUACUCAUAGACACGUUCUGGCGGCACGGUCGCCGGCCUUCAGGGUAGAGCUUUUGGACCCGACGACAAAGGAGGACCCUACAAAACCCGUCAAUGUUCAUGACAUGACGUCCGACAUCUUCGAGGCACUUCUUCAUUUCAUGUACAUUGAUGCACUCCCACAUGGUAGCGAUCUUGAAAAGAACGCGGUAUUGUGGCGUUUGUUGGCUAUUGGAGAUCGAUAUGAACUGGACAGGCUAGUGACGAUGUGCGAAGGGAUGCUAUGCCAAAACAUAAAUGAGCAAACAGUCGCGACCACCCAACUUUAGCAGAGCAGUAUGAU
Messenger RNA from Triticum aestivum (bread wheat), 920 nucleotides. RefSeq names its product BTB/POZ and MATH domain-containing protein 2-like. NCBI's taxonomy places the organism in Eukaryota, Viridiplantae, Streptophyta, Magnoliopsida, Poales, Poaceae. Gene Ontology annotation, molecular function: protein binding. The transcript has a single exon. Gene Ontology annotation, biological process: protein ubiquitination. The coding region runs from base 1 to 906 and encodes 301 amino acids. The record is from RefSeq and is a predicted model, not a curated record.